AUGAAUCCAGAACCCUUUCGGUCCAAGCGCCUUCUCUAUCGUGCUGUAGAGGACAGCCCAGCGGACGAAGCUUUCUUCCACGAGCUCUAUAACGACCCGCAAGUUUCUUCCAUGACGGAAACCUCUCUGCAACGGCCUCUGAGCACCGCGGAAACGAAGCAGAUACUCAAGGACAUUAAACCCCAAGCGCUUUUGUCUCUUUUUAUCUGUAAAAUCCCCGAAUCUCAGUCUAACGAUACUUCCGGGCACGAGCAAUCUCAGAAAGAACCUAAGCCCAUCGGGGUGAUAGUGGUCAGAGCUCCAAAGCCUUCCUUCAUCCAAAAUCGAUCAACCAAUUUUGGAAUCUCCAUUGUACCAGAGCACCAGGGAAACGGAUAUGGGCCUGAGGCUGUCUCAUGGCUGCUGGAUUGGUGUUUCUUGACUGCCGGGCUACACCGUGUUGAACUGGGUGUGUUCGAAUGGAACGAGCGGGCGCGGAAGAUAUACGAGAAGCUGGGUUUUGUGAUUGAAGGAAGACAAAGAGAAUCCUUGUGGAAAGAUGGGCGUUGGUGGGAUAGGACUACCAUGGGGAUUUUGGAGCAUGAGUGGGCGGAAGCGAAAACCCGGGGGCUGUGA
Molecule: messenger RNA, 615 nt
Organism: Penicillium lagena
Lineage: Eukaryota; Fungi; Ascomycota; Eurotiomycetes; Eurotiales; Aspergillaceae
Product: GNAT family N-acetyltransferase
Exons: 1
Coding region: 1-615 (204 amino acids)
Molecular function (GO): acyltransferase activity, transferring groups other than amino-acyl groups
Source: RefSeq, a predicted model, not a curated record